AAGCGACUGCCUGUUUCUGCUCAGUGUUCGACCCGACCUUACGGCAGUGUCACCCUCUUUGGCCAAUCCACCCAGACCCUGAACCCAUCAUCGGCAGGUGGCCUGAAGCUCCUCCUUGUCCUCUCCCACUAUCGUCUCUCUGCACAGUACACACGCGCUAUAUUUACACAGUAAUGACAGCAUCGCAAGAAUUGAUCUUUCCAUACGACAUCCUCAGCGAAAUUGCUGAGAAACUCUGUGAUUCCAAGCACGCACUGGGUGCUUUUGCGCUUAGUUGUCGGAUAUUGCAUUCUGCCAGUAGGCGACAUAUUUUCCGCAGAAUCGUCCUGAAGGAUAGGACCAAGUUGGACGAAUUUCUUUCGUUGCUCAAGGCGUCGCCGGAGAUUGCUCCUUGGGUGAACGAGUUACGUUUUGUCGUUCGGGACGGUCAGACUGUUUAUGCCGUCAGCAUGACUUCGACGCACUGGCUCUUCCAUGCAGCUUCAUCGCUUCCCCGCAUUCUCCCUCAAUUACACGUACUGGAGAUGCAUGGCCUUCACCUUACCCAAUCGCCUCUCGGAGCCGUCCUUGCAGACAAGUUUUCCAGUUGCACGGCGCUUCGGAAACUUAGCUUGUCUGCAGGCUACUUUCCCAAGUCUUUCCUAUCAUAUAUGCUCUGCGCUCUACCAGGCAUUUCCAGCUUGACGCUUUCUUCCGUUGCGUUGCUCUGUGAUUCACAAGUUGUGGCUCUGCCUGAGCCUCGGAAGGUCCAGUUGCGUUUCCUAGAGUGUGAUGAAUAUGAUGCCGUCCUAAAUAGGAUUAUCACGACGUUCUCUGAAAACACGAUUCGGACCUUGGUAGUGAACAAAAAUGGCCCCACUACGACGGGAGAGUUGGUUCCUCUUCUCGGAAGUAGUCUUGAGCAUCUGGUCAUUGUGAUACGUCGUCGACACUGGGAGCGCCCUGCAUCACCGGAGGGCGUAGUUGACUUACGUCGAAGCUCCAAUAUUCGCCAACUUGAGUUUCGCCAUUGUCCUAUGAACCUCUCUACAAUGCUUCUCCAGCUCCCCUGUCCCGAGUUGCUCCAAGAACUGUCUUUCGUAUUGGAUUCUUACGACUGGAAGAACGUCAACGAGGAUGACUUCAAGGAUCUGGAUGACUGUAUUACUCGCCAUUUCCCAUCUGUGCAACGUGUUCAGUUCACCACUGUCCAACGAGAUUCUCAAGUGGUCGCCGACGGAAUGGCGGGCAAGAUGCUUCACCAAUUAUUACCGGCCGUCGCCGCCGAAGGUAUUCUACACGUAAAUAUCGUGACUGUCCAGGGGCAUGAUGAAGAGCAGAAUGCUGUAGCUAAGGUCCAGCUCCCGCAAUACAGCCCUCCUUAUCAGUACGGAUUCCCCGGCAUGCGGUACCAUUGAUAUUUUGCAUGGAUCGCACCCUUGUGCUGGCGUCUCAUCUUAUGCAGGUCAUCUCCACCCUUCAAUCACUGAAAACCACACCCAAGCACGUUGAUAAAUUUUAUGCCAUCGCGCCCCGUGGCACAAUACGCAAUUCUCAAGACGGACUCAUUUCUAUAACUCACAUUCUAAACUAGGAAACUGAGGGUACUAGUGUCGACUUGACCUUUGGAUGAUGGAUAGAGUGUCUGCUUUUUCUUCUUCGCGGUAUGAUUGACAUUCCUAGCUAUCUGGCGACCAUAUCCAUUAUCCGGUCACUGAUGUGGUAUUUUAUCGCCUUGUCACAAUGUUGACUUAGCUUAUAUUGAUACAAGAACAACUGAGAAAUGAAAGAUAUAGAUCCGGCC
Molecule: messenger RNA, 1783 nt
Organism: Somion occarium
Lineage: Eukaryota; Fungi; Basidiomycota; Agaricomycetes; Polyporales; Cerrenaceae
Source: the annotation of a GenBank genome assembly